AUGAUACCGAGAAAUAAUAAAUUGAUCCCUACAGAUGUGAAUAGAUCAUAUCUUAACAAAACCAAAAUGAAGUGGCUUGUCUUGUUGGCAGGCCUUUCAGUAGUACUGGGUGCUGCACCCAGAACAACGGUCUUGCGAGAUUUCUCAGUUGAAGAUAGCGACGAUGGUGGCAAAUUUUUUGUCGCGAAGCUAAAUAGCGCUACGAAAGAAGAUUUCGUUGGGCACAUUGGACGCCAGGUUUCCGGUGAUGAUGAUGAUGUUUCUUUUGAUAUGACGUCAGAGUAUCACGAAGAUGUGAAUGGUUACAAGGUGUCCAUUUCCUGGGAUGGACCGAGUAACAAAGUCUUUGAAGAUUGCUUUGAAUUUGGAUCUUCACAAUGGUUCGGAGGACCAGAACAAAAAGAGCAAUAUUGGCCUAUACAAAAAUCAAAACUUGAAAAUUACUCCAUAAUUUCAAAAGAAUUAGACAACUCCGCGGUGGCGGAGAGAUAUUGGCUGAAUUCUAACGGUAUAUAUAUUUAUGUCCACCCCGAAGCCCCACUGUUUGUCGACUAUCACAACAUCUUGGACAACCACAUAUGUUUAAUCGCUAACGUAGCUGACCCCUACUCCACGAGGAGAACUCACAACGUCCUUAAAUACGAUAUAUGGUUCUUUUCGGACGCCAAAGUUGCCCACCAACAUGCUGUUGACACGUAUUUGGGAAAGCCUUCAGGCAUCCCGGACUACAGAAUGAUUCAGUACCCAAUCUGGUCUACUUGGGCAAGGUAUUCCAGAGAGAUCGAUCAGGAAAACCUAUGGGCUUUCGCCAAUGAGAUCAAGGAUAGUGGCUUCCCAAAUGCCCAGUUUGAGAUUGACGAUUUGUGGGAGAUUUGCUAUGGUUCUCUUACUGUCGAUGAGAGAAAGUUGCCGAAUUUGAAACAGUUGGUACAAGAUAUUAAGGGACUUGGAUUUAGAGUUGCAAUCUGGGUUCAUCCGUUUAUCAACAAGGAUUGUGAGCCUUGGUACUCUGAAGCUUUAGGAAAAGGCUACUUGGUUCUCAAUGAAGAAGGUAGUCCUGACUCCUCGUGGUGGAACAACAAUGGAUCCAUUCCUGGUUACAUCGACUUUACAAACCCUGAGGCAUCUGCAUGGUACACAUCUAGGGUCCAAGAAAUUAUUGACACCUACGAUAUUGACACUUUAAAAUUCGAUGCCGGAGAAUCGAGCUGGUCUCCACAGAUCCCAGUCCAAAAUGGCGACAUUGAUCUUCACCCAGGUCACAUCGUUCAGUCCUAUGUGCGGGCUGUGGCUGAGUUUGGAUCUAUGAUCGAAGUUAGGUCUGGAAUGAGAACCCAGGAUCUACCCGUAUUCGUUCGUAUGGUUGACAAAGACACGUACUGGGGCUUUAACAAUGGCCUCCAGACCAUGAUACCGACCCUCUUAGCCAUGAACUUGAAUGGCUACACCCUGGUUCUGCCAGAUAUGAUUGGAGGCAACGGUUACAAUGAGAAACCAAGCAAGGAACUGUUCGUGAGGUGGCUCCAAGUCAACGUGUUCAUGCCGACUUUACAAUACUCCUUUGUGCCUUGGGAUCAUGAUGACGAGGCUGUGGAAAUUUGCCGGAAAUACACACAAAUUCACGCUGAUUAUGCUGACGAGAUCGUCGCGGCCAUGGAAGCCUCCGUGAAGGUCGGCACUCCCGUCAACCCUCCCAUCUGGUGGUUGGAUCCAACUGAUGAACAGGCUCUUGCAGUGUGGGACGAGUUCCUUCUGGGCGAGCGGAUACUAGCUGCCCCAGUUGUGGAAGAAGGUGCCGUGUCACGUGACAUUUACCUCCCACGGGGUACAUGGAAAGAUGGCAACACUGGUGACAUCUACACUGGACCCACGACGCUGACAGCCUACCCAGCGCCAUUGGAUAUCCUUCCUUACUUCAUCUUAGAAGAAUAA
Molecule: messenger RNA, 1932 nt
Organism: Pieris macdunnoughi
Lineage: Eukaryota; Metazoa; Arthropoda; Insecta; Lepidoptera; Pieridae
Source: the annotation of a GenBank genome assembly